Messenger RNA from Pseudogymnoascus verrucosus, 375 nucleotides. RefSeq lists its product as uncharacterized. The record is from RefSeq and is a predicted model, not a curated record. The transcript has 3 exons. NCBI's taxonomy places the organism in Eukaryota, Fungi, Ascomycota, Leotiomycetes, Thelebolales, Thelebolaceae. Bases 1 to 375 code for a protein of 124 amino acids.
AUGACUUUAAACCUUAAGCAUAUUAAAAGGUCUAGAGGGAAGUCUAAGAAGAAGAAGUUUACAUUCUAUGAAGGGGAAGACCUAUCAUGUUGCGUAGUUAGCUUUAUGCUAGCACUUGCUCUUACUAAUAACGCGUUCAAAAACAAAUUCAAAUCUCUACGGGAUAUCUACAAUCUAGUCGUCCCUCUAGACGCUAACCGCAUUACUCUUAAAUGGGACGACGAAUGGGCAGAACGACCUGUCUUCUACGACGUUAAGGUCACUGCUAAUGGAGUCUAUGCACUAACCCCUAAAGAACGCAGACAUAUUAUGGGCAAUAGUAGGGAUGUUUACAAGCGGUACUACAUGCUAGACUUCGUCGACAAAGACUGCUAA